Messenger RNA from Necator americanus (New World hookworm), 1788 nucleotides. RefSeq lists its product as uncharacterized. Gene Ontology annotation, biological process: cell-cell adhesion. The transcript has 16 exons. Bases 1 to 1788 code for a protein of 595 amino acids. The record is from RefSeq and is a predicted model, not a curated record. Gene Ontology annotation, cellular component: stress fiber; focal adhesion. Lineage: Eukaryota; Metazoa; Nematoda; Chromadorea; Rhabditida; Ancylostomatidae.
AUGGGACCCCCGCCCCCACCUCCUCCACCCCCUCCAUGCUUACCCGCAGCGAUACUACCAUCUGGCGGGUGGAAGACAACGCAGACACCACGACGUGACAACAAUACCGUAUCUGCGGCGUCCAAGCAAGUCCGUCCAACAGUGGACUCUGCGGCACUACAGCACGCUGCCGCUCGCCUGCGCAAGACCGGCUACCACGAACAGAUACGAGGUGACGUCUCGAAUCUAUCCGAUGGACGAGUGGCAGGAGAGAAUCAACGACUGCCUAACGGAAAUCGGACGUACGGCUCGCAGUUCAAUCAGCUGGGAAGCGAUACGUCCAGAGAGCCGAUACAUGCUUCGCCCGCUUAUUCCGUGCACGCUGAUCCGGUCCGCGUCGUACGUGGAUGUGCCAAUCCGCGCAUAAAUAUCCAAACAACUGCCACACCACAACCGCCCGCCGCCCAUGACUUGACAUCAAAAAAUCCUUAUCAAACAAUCAACAAACCAUUUUCUGAGUCCUAUAUAGAAAACAGAUUUGAAUCGUCCGAUAUAACUCGUACCAGAAGCCCUCUACCAUUCACCAGCACUGCCCAAACACAGCCACACUACAGAAACGUCAGUCCCCCACAACCAUACGCUCCACCACAUUAUGAAAAUCAACCAUAUACUCCGUUUCGUAAUGAAAAUGAUACUUACACGCUACGCACACGCAGUCCUCCACGCUCGCAACCGUUGUCGCAGUAUAGCCCCUCCGACAACUACAACUACCGUACUUUUACUAAAGAGACAUCUCGUAAGGAACAACACACUACAAGUCCACGAACAACUGAGCUCGAAUGGACCACACCAUAUCAUCCACCGUCCGAUCACUCACCGAUUCUUGAUCCACACGCUCGUAUCCGUGACUAUGCUACAAGCCAUUACGUCGAAGAAGAACCAGCAAGUCAUGAUUAUACUCGUUCUGUACGACGAGAAACAAAUACCCGUCCUGCUCCUCAGGAUUUUGCCACAUCGAUUCGAGAUCACGGUCUUACCGUCACUCAACGUGAAGCAAACCGAUACCAAUCCAGCACCUUACGCUCACAUGACGGGCUCCCAUUCGACGCGAACCGAAUCUAUCAGCAAUCCUAUUCCGGUGACGAAGUCGAUCGUCUUGUUACAAACAUGCAAACUGAGAUGCACGUCACUCGAUCACCAUCGGGACCAGCCGCAUCCAGAACAGUCUGCGUUUCGUGCAAAUCUGAAAUCACCCCCGAAAAGCCUGGAUGCACGGCGUUGGAUCAGAUAUUCCACGUAGCCUGCUUCAAAUGCAAAAAAUGCGAUACAAGACUUGCUGGUGCCUCAUUUUACAAUAUCGAAAAUGAUCCGAUUUGUGAAAAAUGCUAUGUGGACUCGUUAGAGAAAUGUUCGAAAUGUUGCAAGCCAAUCUCGGAUCGACUAUUACGCGCCGUUGGUGGAACAUACCAUGUCGAUUGCUUCACAUGUACGAAUUGCAGUAGGACAUUGGAUGGUGUUCCGUUUACUACCGAUGCGCAAAACAACGUACAUUGUGUGCCCUGUUUCCAUGAGAAAUUCGCUCCUCGUUGUGCCGUCUGUCAGAAAGGAAUCGUUCCGCAAGAGGGUGAAAAAGAAUCCGUGCGAGUCGUUGCCAUGGAUAAAUCCUUCCAUCCGAGCUGUUACAAAUGUGAAGAUUGCGGACUUCUCUUGUCCAGUAAGGUCGAAGGAGCUGGUUGCUAUCCUCUCGACUCCCAUCUGUACUGCAAGACGUGUAACAUGAAUCGGCUGCGUAUGCAGGCUACUGCAUAA